Messenger RNA from Acanthochromis polyacanthus (spiny chromis), 9008 nucleotides. Its product is annotated as bromo adjacent homology domain-containing 1 protein. NCBI's taxonomy places the organism in Eukaryota, Metazoa, Chordata, Actinopteri, Pomacentridae. The record is from RefSeq and is a predicted model, not a curated record. Gene Ontology annotation, molecular function: chromatin binding.
CAUUCGCUUCCUCCAGCAGCAGCAGCAGCAGCAGCCGGAGGUUCGCUCGCACCUCUCGCCGUCUUUUGGGGGGAUUUAAGGUGGAAAUCGGACGAGGUGGUGGCCGCACUCGGAGCUGCGUUACGGCUCUGUGGGGAAGCAUGUGAUGACUCACGCCAGGCAGAAAACUUCCCUCCGGCAGAGCCACAGCAGUGCCGAGUGGUGGGACGGUGGCCAUCUUUGGCCACAUGGUGGCGCGAUGGGCGGCACCUGGCCUGAGCGCACGCUACGAUUUGGCAGGACAAAGAAGAUAAGUGACAUCGUCAAACAGCGGAAAGACAAGAGGAUGAACAGCAAGAAGGGACGAGCAGCAGAAAGAUCAGAUCAGAACAGGAAGCUGGACCGGAGGCAGUUCAAGAAACGGGACAGGAAGUUGUAUCCUCUGCGAGGUCGAGCGGCGACUUCAGAUGGAGAAGGACUCAGCUGCCACGUUCUCCUCACCCGACUGGAGGAGAGCAUUCGAGAUAAGGAGAUCUCCAAAGUAAAGGAAGGAAAGGACGCUCACAAACACUUAACUCUCAAGUCCAAAUCCAAGAAAGGGAAAAACAGUGAAAGAAAAGAGGCAAAGUCAUCACCAAAAACGAAAUUAAAACCAAGCAGCCCAGGAUACAGUGAGUGUGCUGGGUUGGGACUCCUCCAGCCUCGUAAACGUAGACUGGCUUCUCUAAAUGCUGAAGCAGUGAACAGUCUGCUGCUGGAUAGAUCCACUGACCCCCAGCCGUCUGCAAAACAGGCCAGGAGACAUGAGGAACCCACAAACGGAGGGUCUUCUCUGGACACAGAUCCAGUCAGAGGUGCCGUCUCUGCAGGUCUGAAGGCUUCACGAGGAAACGUCAGUAAAGUUUCUCAUGAACUUGAACUGUGCCAAAGCUCUAAGCCAGUGAAGAAGACCAAAGUGAACCGGGGGGAAGAGGGGAUGAGUCAGGAGAGCCUGGACGCUCCGGCACCCAGACGACUGGCUGGACUCAACGCCGCCGCCCUGCUGAAGCUAACCAGCUCCUCUGCUACCAGUAAACAGAGAGUAAAAGCUGCUCCCAGCGCUACCGUCACAUCAGACUCGACCCCGAAGCAGCUUUCAAAGGUCAAACUCCAACACAAGGGACGUUUACAGAAGCAGAAGGGGAAGGAAGUUCCUCCACCUCACAGCGGCUGCUCUACCUGCAAGAAGAAGGCAGACUUUGAGCCGAAGGUGGAGUGGGAGACUGGCUGCACCCACCGACUCACCAAACCCGGCUACCAGUCCCGCAGCAUGCUGGCGUAUCCACUGAAACAAGUGAAGGAGGAGCAGCUGGAGACUGAACUGAGCUCUUACUACUGCUGCCCCCCGGAGGGUUCGGUGGAGUACUGCCACCGCCUGGCCUUCUUCCUCGGCCAGCAGCCCUACGGAGAGUCCGACGAUCAGCCGCUCAACUCGGCUAUGACCCCCGUGAAGCGCGAGUGCCUCGUAACCUCGCCAUCGCUGACACACUCCCACCCCCACACCGCCCUCACCCUCAGCCCUCACCCCUGCCUCUGCACCGCCGACCACUGCUUCUCCAGCUACUACGUCCACAUCGCCCACCCGACACACACUGGAACCACUUCGGCCUCGUUGACCUCGCGACCUCUGAACUUUGCCCCGUCCGGUUUGUGUCCUAAUCGAAUGAGCGGCUCCAAGCUGCUGGGCCAGCAGGUUCCCCACCCGUCGGGGUUGGCCCACCCUGCCUACUGCAACUCUGUGACUUCACCCUGCUACGGUGAAGCCUGCGGGAUCGGCGGCUACACCUACAGAGCGAUGCCUCCCGUCACCAGCAGGGGGUGUUCUUUCAGCACAGGAUGCACUGGAUGCACACAAAGCAUCAAAACAGAGGGUUACUCCUCCCCUCAGGGUGAACACAGCCCGUCUCUCCUGGUUCCUCCCUCCAUGCCCAUCUCCAGCUGCCCUCUGUCCAGUGUGCCCACGUCCACUCAGACCAAACCCCACCUGCUGACCCCCCUGUCUGGCCGAGACCAGCCCCAGGCCCGGUUAAAACUAGCCAAGGAAUGCCCACAGAGCACCAAACCCUCCAACGGCUCUCUGUCCAUGGGCCGCACAAGACUCACGGCCAAACAGCCGUCGCCGGUACCGAGUCUGAGCAGCACCAAACAGAAGAAAGUCAGUCGAAGACGAGCCACCAACGGCUGGAGGCCUGUUGGGAUCUCCACCGAGAGGGAGGUCUUCAUAGCGGGAGAGGAUGAGACGGCCCUGCGGCAAUGUUACGAAGGCGUGGAGAGGGACGGCGAAGUGAUUCGAGUCAGAGACACCGUGCUGCUACGAUCAGGCCCCAGGAAGAAAUCCCUCCCAUAUGUUGCCAAGAUAUCAGCGCUGUGGGAGGACCCCAAAACAGGAGAGCUGAUGAUGAGCCUUUUCUGGUACUACCGACCCGAGCACACCCAGGGAGGCCGAGAUCCCAGCACACACUGUGAGAAUGAGAUUUUCGCCUCUCGGCAUCAGGAUGAAAAUAGUGUGGCCUGCAUAGAAGACAGAUGCUACGUUCUCCCUCUUGCCCAGUACUGUAGAUUUUGUGCCUUGGUGAAGCGGCGUGCUGAAGGCGCCCCUGGCAGUGCCAGCAUGGUGCCCUGCCGCCCUGACUUCGCCCCCCCCUCCCACCGCUGUGUGCCCACAGACGUCGACCCCGAGUUGGUGUAUCUCUGCCGGCACGUCUACGACUUCCGCUACGGUCGCAUCCUGAAGAACCUGCAGUAGAGUUCAGACGGCCGUCGCAUCUACGAGUUAAAGGUCACGUAGCUCCUCCUGCUGCACAGAGGAGGCGGCUGAAGGAUCGAACUCCCCUGUCUGGUCUGCUGGGCGCCUCACGAUCCGAGGGAAGGGGGAUGAUGAUGAUGAUGAUUUGUCAAGGGGCAGAUGAAGCAAACCUUGUGACACUAUGAAGCACAGAUCCCUUUAGUUGACCACCAAGGGGUUAGAAUGUGUCUGAGCACCAAUAUUUCCUGGUUUGGAAGAAGGAAAAAUUCACUCAUCAGUUUUUCCACCACUCUGAGGUUACUGGAAGCUCCUGUGCCCCCCAUCCCCGAUUCCUUUUCCUGCCAGGAACACCAGGCCGAGCUGGGCCACCGUCAGCACCGUGUUCCCCCUGAAGGAUCUUAGCACAGCAAUCAUGUUUGUUCCAUUUGUAAGCCAGCGGCUCAGGGAUGGUCCGGCACUAAGGUGCUUCCGGGGAACACAAGCCUGCUCUGUCAGCUCAACGUUAACGGUGUUCAACUAGCCGGGGUGAAGGAGCAGCUAAUGGAGAGUGUCGUCUCGUUUCUCCUGAUUUCAGUUGUGUGUCUGUGUGUGUGAAAGCGAGUGUUGUCAGUGAGGAUAAAUGGAUAAAUGUGGGCAUUUGUGAUGGUGUUUUAGGAGGCUUUCAGGCAAUCAAACCAAACAAGCAGCUUUGGAGGAAGUGGAGCUCUCUCUCCCUGUCCGUCCCUUCUCCUGACACAAACGUUUUCAUCUCGACUGAUGCUCAAAGUGAAACACUGCAUCUGAAGGAGGGUUUGUGAAGCAGAUCUGUGCUUACAAAAGGCAGAUCUUCUUUAACUGUACGCCGGGACUCUAAAGUAAUCGAUUUUAUCAGUUAAAAACCAACAUGAAACAGCUGAUUCUGAUCAUCUCAGCCACAGUUCUGGUUUAAAGAAGCCUCAUCAACAGGAGGCUCUGCUGAGGGUCCAUUGUUUAGGGUGUUUCUUAGUAAAAGCUUUCACCUUUACUGCUCCCUGUGACUUGCCUUAUGACUCGCAGGGGGAGUUUCAGGCAGCUAGUCUCACCACAAACACCCAGGAAGUGGUAGAUCGGAUGAACCUGUCGUUACAAGAAGUCAGAUUUUCCAGAAUGUGGUCAGUAGAGGCGUGCAUGAAGAAGCACCUUUUAGGACUGCAGUCAACCAGAGGAGUGGAAUCUACCUGCUAGCACUAUCCGCCUGAAUUGACUCUAAAUCAGCCUAAAAGCUAGUAUUUGGAGCAUAUUAAAUUAUUUUAAACUGAAAUGAUGAGGGGCUGCACAGUGGCUCGCUAUUUAGCACUGUCGGCUUGAAGCUAGAAGAUCUAAUUGGUCCGCGUUGAGUUUUGAUGCAAAAAUCUCUGUAAUGUUUACACUCGGCUUUUUGGCUCCAAAAGCAGCCACACUAACACAUUUUUUGACACGUGUCAGUUAGUUUGGAGCCAAAAUGUUGGAAUUUACUGCGGCAGAGAUUCAUUUCUGCCUCUGGGUAGAUGACAGGCAAACAGAAAAACAAACAUUGAGAAGAAACAAAUCAAACAAAAGGAAAAAGAUGAAUUAAAAUGCAGUAAUUUAAUUAGCAAGCUUUUACAGAGGUACAAAGGUGCAGAAUUUAGUAGUAAACAGCAUUAUGGAAUAACUAAUUAAAACAGAGUUCUGGCCUGUUUUAACAUGGUGUAUUUUCCGUUAAUGUGGCUAUUGUGGUAAUGCCAAAUUUGUACUGUUUGCUUUAAUGGUUUCUGAAAAUCAACAAGAGAUCUGGGCAAAAGAACUAGAGAGGAAUAAAAGACAGACAAAUCAGCUGCUGUUUUUACAUCAUCUACCAUGUUGUUUGUUGAGUUUUGAUGCAAAAAUGGCUGUUUUCAAAAUUUACACUCGACUUUUUGGCCUAAAAGCAGCCAAACCAACACAUUUUUUGACACGUGUCAGUUAGUUUGGAGCCGAAAUGUUGGUCCAUAAAUUGGACCUUUCAGUUUCCAUGACGUUGGGCAAAUUCAAAAUUAGUUUGUUCUUUCUGCUGGCAAAAAUAGUGAUUUAAUCCUUGAAGGCUGUUGAGCUUUUCUCCUUAUGGAAGUAACAUUUCAGAUCGUCCAAUGAGAAUUUGGUCGAAUGAGAGAGUAUCAACCAAUCGGUCAUCCAGUCGACCUGGAUACUAUCAACCUGAGUUCAGGGUUGCAGAUAACAAAUAUUUUGAAAAAAGGCUUCCCUCAGUAAAGAAGAGUCUAUUUAAAAGCUUGUCUGUUCCAACUAGAGCCAUCCAAAAUGUGAAGCUAUUCAGUUUGCUACCACGCAUGACAAAGAAAAGCGUCAAAUUUUCUCAUUUGCCAAUCGAAUACACAGAAACGUUGGCAUAGUAAUUCUAAAAAUGAUCAAAUUAUCUCUGUCUCCGGACUGCAGCUCUACUCUGGUCACCAGCAGUGGUGUUUUCAUGACGUCUCUCCAGCUCCUCGCCUGGUAAAUGUCACUUCUGCCCAUUUUAAUUCUACAAGCAGACCACUUUUUAUUUCUCCUCCUCCUCCUCACCCUCCUCCUGCCAAGAUAAACCAAAGGAUGUCACACAAGCCAGAAUUCCCGUCUCCUCUUCAUCCUCCUCCUCCUCGUCAGCACUUCUGUCCUCGUUGUAUUGCACUAAUCCAUUCCUUAAUUACAACAACUUUUUUUUUUUUUAAAACUCCAGCUCCUAAUAUCUUUCCGGGGGAGGGUGGGGGAGGGCACUGUAUAUCAUUUAUUAUGUGAUUUGUACCUUUAGAAGGAACCAGUGAGGAUGUCAUGGCUGCUUUUUGUCAGUGCAAACUGUAUAUUUCUAUUAAUUUCACCAGUUAGAAGGAGUCGGCCAGCGUGUUUUUGUCAUGAUGCUAUUGAAUCCCGUUGGAAUAUACACGGUAUAUAUAUAUUUAUAUAUAUUACUAGAGUCCAUUCCAUUUGAUUUAUGAAUCAGCUCUGACAUAUGAAUAUACAGUAUAUAUAUAUAUGUAUGUAUGUAUCCACACUGUUAAUGUGACUUAGAGUUGAAAAAGGCCUGACUUUGCUGUGCGGACAGACGUAGCACCGUGUCGUAUUUGGAUCGAAGGUGAUUCUUUUGCGGUGGGGGAAUUUCAAACCGUGCUCUUCCAUUGCCUUUUUUUUUUUUUUUUAACUUGUGUUUCACUGUCACUCAGAAAGCGAGCAGCGUCGGAGUGCCGUACCUUUACAAAGCAGAAAGAGUACCCGAAUGCUUUCCUGCACAGCAAAACGCCCUUUUUAUUCCGUCAUUGGAGUUUUUAACACAAUGAAGCCAUCUUUAUCUUCCCCUCUAUUUGAACGGCACUAAACUAAAUCCUGAUCCUUUUAUUUUACGUCUAUUAACCCCCAGAUUCUUCAAAGAGGUAAUAUAUAUUCUCCUACUUUACAAUUGUCUCCUUAUUAAGAAUAUUUUAUUAUGUCGAUUUUCCUAAGAUGGCAUAUGCAAUAUAUUUUUAGGCUUACUAUUUUUGGAAAAUGAGCUAAACGAAUCAAGAAAAAAAGAAUAUGCGUUAUUUUUAAUUUGUUUCAGAUGCGUUUUAAAUCGUCACUGCGUUUAAUUGAGAUUUGACCAAAUGAAAGAAAAAUUGGAGGGAGCUGAGGUUGUGUAGAUUAAAGGCAUAGAAAAUCUUCCCUUCCAGGAAAUUUCUAAUGAAGUGUACAUAUCCGAAUCCAGGAAGCACCGGGCACUCUUUAAACUAGCAGACAGCCAAUGCACAGUGUAGUAUUUUUGCAAGAUCUGUAAUAAUUAUAUUUAAAGUAAAGUACAAAAAAAAUAAUGCUAUUUAAAUGGAGUGAACAAUAAAAAUAUAUUAAGAUUUCAAUUUAACUUAUUUGGAAAUACUGUGUCUAAUUGAUGAACUAUAUGCUGUUUUCUUUGUGCUCCAGGAUAGAAAAUGAUUUCUGUUUGUAACUUAGUUUGUUUUAAUGGGAUGGAGAGCAGACCAAAGCACACCUACGGCAGACAGGAGAGCAGAGAUGGAGGCAAGAAAAGUCAUCCUGCUCUCCUGACCGACCUUAAACCUGCCGUUUGGGAGAAGGCCGUGGUCACCUGAGCUUUUAUUGAUUGGUCCUAUUAGUGGAGACGGUUCAUCUGAGACGAGGCAGAGGGGACACAACGUCCGCUAAGCUUCAGGUGGAAGCAUGGAUGUAGAUUUCCCUUCAAACACAUACAUACUGAUCAUCAGACAAAACUUAAUUUUCUGCAUCCUGGUGAAUUUUAAAGCACCAGUUGUCUCUUUUCUUGCAUUGAUUUAUAGCAAAAACACAAAAUUCAGGCACAAUGAGUAAACUUUUAUAGUCCCCUCAUGUUUAUGUUGCUGGGGAAAUGCCCUUCUCACCUGUAUCCCCCCCAAGAAAUCUACACCAAAAUUUCACUCAGAUUUUUACCAGUUUCCUCUCUCUGCAAUAAUUCAUGGAGGUUCUCCAGUAAGUGUCAGAAAUUAGGGGCUAUGUGGAAAUUAUUAGGCUCCCUGCUGGUUUUAAUUGAUUUUAAUAUUUUACUGUGCACCUUUAAAACCUGCCUGGGUUUCCCUGAAAGCUGCGAAGUAAGAAAUGUUGAAUUUUGUUGAAGUUUGUGUCCGCCAAAGCAUUUUUUGAGCGUGCUUUGAAGGCCAGUGCUUUUUCAGCUGAGACCCUUUGAUCGCCAACGAAGUAAAUUGAAGCACUGGUUUGCUGUCAAAGUCCACGUAGAGCAGGUCUCUCUUCAGCCAUCUUAGUAACGUCUCUGGACAAUGAUUUCAGGCUAACAAGCCCAGGCUCCUACCUGCAUGAAUGGGGGAGGCGUAAAUGUAAUUUCAGUGAGCAUAAAAACUGCACAUGUGGAAUCACCAGUUAAAUCUGAGCCCCAAAAUCAGGUUUAAAAAAGUAUUUUUCUGCUGCAUAGCAUUAAGCUCUCCCUCAUUGCAGUUCCAUCAUGUGGCAUUUGGUGAACAGUCAGUGACAAAUGCAGCAGUUCACCCACAUUGAGGCAUUUUUCUACUCCUGGUGACCAGAAAUGAACACAAAGUACAAAAUGCACAGCGUAGAAUAGAUACACCCAGGGUGCUGGUGAUUUCAUGAUGGCAAAACAUGGUAAACAUGAAGCACUCCCAUUGCAAAAAAAACAAAACAAAACAACAUGCUGGCCUCAGAAAAAAGCCUCGGCAGACACACUAACCUCAAGUGCAAUUCAAAUUUGAUUCUUAAAUCUGAGGUGGGUUUUGCCGACUUUUACUUUGGAAGGACCUAAUUGAGAAGGAAAGGCUGCAGAAUCAGUGACUUCUUUUAAUUCAUUUCUCAAAACCCAUUUAUUCGUGUAUUUCAGUCUCUUUAUUUUUGUUUUUCAAACUAAAAAUUGGUCUUUGGUCCAUGUGUUGCUCUUAAAGGCUUUAUUUUAACAAAAGAGACAGUGAAUUCCCUGUAGCUUUCUUGGUUGCGACAGAUUAAGACAACUAAUAUAUUGAAAGCAGGGUAUUUAAUGUGGAGGACCUUUUUUUGUAAAUGAUUUCCACGUAAUCCCUUAUUUGAAUACCUUAAGGGGUUCCCUGUGGAUGAAAUUCAGAGACUUAACAUAUCCAGGUCAGCUGACCACCGCUGUCUUUCUCCCAGAUGUGUGUUGACCUGUUCGCCUGAGCGUGCAGAAAAGUGUCAUGGCCGCCUCCCAAACGUGUUCACCAACUUCCUCCUCCUUGCAUCCACGUCUUUUAUUUUUUAGCUACUGAGAGAGAUGCAGGAAAUGUGAGGAAAAGCUCAGUCGGGCGGCUGCCGUCCUCCCGGGUGCUGGCCGGCCUUGCAGACAAAAGCACGAGACUAGAUUAUAUGUUCUGAUUAAUUUCCUAGAAGCUUUGCAUGGACGCAGUUGCAUUCUCUGUCACCAUGACAACAAGGCCGGGCCAGCGCUCGGGAGAGGAGAUGCCUCAGCGGUUUUUACCUUUUUACUGAGGUGUGUUGAGUCCAAACUAAAGCACCUGACCAACCCAUGAGAUUCUGCUUUCUGUGUGGUCUGUACUGAUGCUUAUUGUUGACAUAUAUUUUGAUAUAUUUGGGCGGGGGGAAACUGGGGAUAUACAAUAAAACAAAACAAAAAAAUGUCGAUAUUUUUGGAGUAGAGAAGCAAUGUGUGUAUCAGAUUAUUGUCACUUUGUCAUGCUUUCUGAGAAGCUCUUGGAUUUUUUGAGAGAAUUAUAUAACAUCCCGACUGAUUUAAUGUUCCAUUGAGAGAAUAUUUAUAAAUUUUAAGUCCUUUGUGAAA